GGGAACGUAGCCCGGUGGGAGCUGGCGGUGAAUUCCAGCUGGAAUAAAGGACAGCAAAACUCUCCACUUCCGGGAAACACCCUGCCUACUGAGCCGGUGCCUUUCCCGCUUGCCUGUAUUUAGUGGCGUGCAAGGAUCAGUGUCCGGUCCGGACACCGCCACUGGGGCUUGGGAGACUCCAUCCGGGGGGUGGGGCUCCGCUGUUUCGGUUGAUGGCGGCGGCGUGGCGGUGGUCCACCCGGCGCCGCUCUACGGCUGUCGUUCCCUUCUUUUCCCGCCGGGUCCAUACCCCGCACACAGGUUUAUUUGUUUAUGAUAAUGCCAUGUUUCCAGUCUGUUGCCUGUGAAGCAUCCUAAAGCAUGGAGAACUUCAUUUUGUAUGAGGAGAUUGGAAGAGGAAAUAAGACAGUUGUUUAUAAAGGAAGAAGAAAGGGGACAAUUAAUUUUGUUGCCAUUGUUUGCAGUGAUAAAUGCAAGAGAGCUGGGAUAGCAAACUGGAUUCGUCUGACUCGGGGACUCACACAUAAGAAUAUAAUGACAUUUUAUGAAUGGUAUGAAACAAGCAACAAUCUCUGGCUUGUAGUAGAAUUAUGCACAGGUGGUUCUCUAGAAUCUGUCAUUGCUCAGGAUGAAUGUCUACCAGAAAAUGUGGUGAGAGAAUUUGGUGUUGAGGUGGUUACUGGUUUAUACCAUAUUCAUAAGCAUGGAAUUAUCUAUUGUGAUUUGAAGCCUGGAAAGAUUCUAUUGGAAGGGUCUGGCACUUUGAAAUUCAGUAGUUUUUGCUGGGCUAGAGCAGAUGGUGAAGACUUAGAAAAAGUUUUUGCUUUAGCUGGAGCUGAAGAAGGUGAAGAUAUUAAUGAAAGCACUCUGCAAAGAUACUCUAAAAAUACAGUUCAAGGCUUUCCGUUAUACACAGCUCCUGAAGCAAUAAAGGGGGACUUCUGCAAAGCCAGUGAUCUGUGGUCCCUGGGAUGUUUACUCUAUGAAAUGUUCUCAGGAAAACCACCAUUCUUAUCAGAAAGCCAUUCUGAAUUAAUUGAAAAGAUUUUGUCUGAAGAUCCGUUGCGACCAGCACCAGAGGGUUUUGCUUUUCACAAACCUUCUGCUGACUUCUUCAGUUUGCUUGAUGGGUUACUUCAAAAGGAUCCUCAGAAAAGGCUGAAUUGGACAGACCUAUUGCAGCAUCCGUUCUGGAAAGGAUCCCUUAGCCAUUGUGGUGGUGAAUCUGCAGACAGACAGGGCACAAGCUUGAGCAGAGAAGACACAGUGUCAUCAGUUUCUUGCAGUGCCAGAGAGUCAGUGGAUGCUCAUAAAAGUCUAAAUAACCUGUCAUCCUCAAGGGCAGAUAUUAAAUCAUCAAGCAAUUCUUUCAAAAUAGAAACUCAGACUGAAUUGCGCCCCAAAAGUGUAGUUGAUGGUGAAUCAAAUGAAUCCAUAUUUCUUCUCAGUUCUCGUCCCACGCCUAGAACUAACUCUGCAGUAGAAGUACAUGAUGCUACUACCAUCCCAAUCAAAAAUUCUUCACAAGGAGAUUCGUGCUUGAAAAAAGCUGAAAAUGUGUGCUCAAGUCAGCAGGAUAUGGAGUCAAAAUUGAAAGAGCUCAUUUACACUGAAUCUGAUCUUAUUGUGACACCAAUCAUUGGCAAUCCAAAGAUAAUAAAGCAAGUACCAGUUAGAUUUGACCCGAAAACUUUACAUAUACCAGCAUAUUCAGUUGAGAAGUUGUCAUCUAUGAAAGACGUGGACUGGAAUAACUUCCUGAAAAGAGUGUGUUUCCUGCUUGAUUCCAGCGAGAAGAAUACAGGAGCAGCACGUUCUAAGCUGAACUUACUGUACUAUCUGUGCACUUUGGUUGUCCACAAGGAGAUUGCAAACAGGCUAAUUAGCUCUCAGCUGUUUCCUAUAUUGAUACAGCAGUUGCGUGCAGCCAGCAACUGGGAUAUACGUGCUAAUGCUGCUCGAGUGAUUGGUUUACUGGCAUUACACACAUCUGAACUUGGAGAAGAUGCACCUGUUUGUGAGGCAAUUACACUUUUAACUGAACUAAUCAGAGAGAACUUCAGAAACAGCAAAUUGAAGCAAUGCUUUUUACCUGCACUUGGGGAGCUGCUUUACCUGAUAGCCAGCAAGGAGGAAAAAGGGGAGCACCCCAGGGAAUGCUGGGCCGUUCCCUCAGCUGCUUACACUGUGCUAAUGAGGUGUCUUCGGGAAGGGGAAGAGCGGGUAGUGAACCAUAUCGCAGCAAAGAUAAUUGAAAAUGUUUGUACUACUCGCUCGUGCCAUGCACAAGGAUUUAUUACAGGAGAAAUUGGACCAGUCUUGUGGAACCUUUUCACACAUUCUACAGGAGAUUCUUUGAAGAUAACUCCCAUUUCGGCUUUAUGCAGAAUUACUCGUUCUUCACCCAGUGCUUUCCAGAGCGUCAUUGAAAAAGUGGGAUUAACAGCUGUACUCAAUUCCUUGGCAAAUGGAAUAUGCAAAAUUCAGCAGUACAUGCUCACAAUGUUUUCAGCAAUGUUGUCAUGUGGGAUUCAUCUACAGAGGCUAAUUCAAGAAAAGGAUUUUGUGACUACAAUUACUCGUCUACUUGAAAGUCCUUCAACUUUUAUUCGAGCAAAAGCCUUUCUGGUCUUGCUACAAGUUUUAAUUAAUAACAGGGAGAUGUUGCUCCUCAGUUGUCAAACAAGACUCGUGAUGUAUAUUGAAAGAGACAGCAGAAAGACCAUGCCAGGAAAAGAGCAACAAGGUGGCAGUGAAUACCUGUCAAAAUGCCUGGAUCUUCUCAUCUAUCACAUUGUGAGGGAACUGCCAGGAAUUUUAGGUGACAUUCUCAGUGCCCUAACUAAUGUCUCUGGACGUAAACACCCGUCAACAGUUCAGGCCAAACAGCUGAAGAUGUGCCUUCCUAUGAUGCCUGUAGUGCUUCAUCUUGUGACAUCCCAGGUAUUUCGUCCCCAGAUAGUCACAAAGGAGUUUCUUUUCAACUAUGGCAUCUUACUUGAGUUCAUCAGAUCAAUAGAUUCAGGAGAAACAAAGUUGGAUAGAGCAAUAGGGCAAGCUGCAUCAGAAGAAUUGAUUAAGACUACUUUAUUGACCUUUGAAGCAGUAGCAGAGCAUCCCAGCUUGCUGAUGACCCAUCGCUUGACUAUUGAAGACUCUAUCCUCCCACCACUUGUUUCUUUGGUCCACAGUCAGAAUGUGGAAUGGAGACUCUUCAGCUUGCAGUUGCUCUCAGAAACCACAUCACUGCUUUUAAGCCACAAAGUCACGGCUGAGGAGAGAGGGGAGAGCCUCAACUCGAGCAACAAGCUUCUGUCUCUCAUUAGAAAUCUGCUGCUGCCUCAGUAUGAGCACAUUCUGCUGGCUCCAGACCCAGUACCAAUGUAUGCUCUGAAACUGCUGGUGACCCUGACUGAGCACAGCCCUGCUUCCAUAAGCCUCAUGGAAGAAAUCCGUCUUUUUCCAGUUCUUUUUCAAGUCAUCCUGAGACACCAGAACAGUAUACUUGGUAAUACAAUGCAAACUGUGAUUGCCUUGCUGAAUAAUAUUGUUGCUAACAAAAGUAUGAACAUGAUGAUACUCUUUGAAGAAGGACUGGCUCAUCACGUCUGUAAUCUCCUAAUGGAAGCUAUGGCCCUGUACUUGGAGGCAGAUGAUAAAAGGAGCACCAAGACAGCAAAUGUGGUGCUUCUGUCCUUACUUGACAUUUUGCAAUACAUGCUGACAUAUACAGCAAACAUUGUGCGCCAGACUUUGCAGGCACAGAAAUCUGGUGCAGGAGGGGACACACAGGCUGCUGAAGACCUUCUGCUUAUCAAUAGACCCCUGACGGACCUGAUUAGCCGGCUUAUUCAACUGCUUCCCAGUGAAGAUACUGAAAUAUUUUUGAGUGCCUCACAGUGCUUAUUAUUGCUGGUUCAGCUGUAUGGAGGGAACAAUCAGGAGAGUAUGUCUCCAGAAAACAUGAGCAGCUUUGCUGAAGUACUGAGGUCCAAAAAAGAUCCACGAGAACUUAAGCCUUUGUUGAAAAUUUUAAAGAGACUGGUAACUUCAAACAAGAAGCACUCGGAGAGCCUGAAGAAUGAUGGUGAUGCUCUUAUCCAGGCUCUAGAGAGCCUGGCCCAAAGUGCCAGCUCUCCUGCUGACAUCGCUGUCGCUUCCUUGGCAUUUGAAAUUCUGAGAACGGUGGGUCGUGAAAAUAUCAAGACUCCCCAGUGAACCAUUUCUGACCAGCCUUCUGAAACAUGUAGGUUGUGUACCCUGCCCAGCACCUGGAUCCUGCAGGAACACCUUCAGAUGAGCUGAGCAGAUGUAACUCAUUUAGCAAUUUGAGCUAAUACAGAAUUUGGGCUGGCUCAGGAAGGGAGGGAAGCUGGUUUGGGGGUGGUGGUUUGUUUUUUAAACCCCUGUAAGGAUGAAUUCUUAGUUACUGCCUUGCCUUGCUGGCAUUACAUGAUGCAGCUCAAGCAUUUGAUAGUUUGAAAGUGCAGUUAAAUAAAUAGUAGAGUUACUUCACAAUAUAAAUUGUUUCACCAUUUCAAGCUGCUGUUAGAAAUGCUCAUUUAUCUUUUGGAGCAGGAUGACUGCCUUGGCCAUUCCUCUUAAGGUGUCACCUCAUGCUUGUGACUGGCACUAGAAGAUACCUUUUUUAUCAAAAGAGACAAUAAUGUUCACCUCAAGCAACCAGAACCAACCACUGUGAUCAUAGAAGCUGUGUGUGUGGCGUGUAAGGAUGAUGGAUGUUACCCAGGUUUCUACUCAGCAGCCUUUUGUGUGCCCCUCCUUUGCCUAGCACUGCACAGCUUAAGCUGCAUGGGGUGUAAUGUUGUGCCCAGCUGCCAAUGCUCCUGGUUGCAGUUCUUUUGAGAACAGGUAUGAUAAUGACCCUGGCAGUUUGUCAAACCCUCAGCAAAAGUUGGUACCCUAGAAAAGGUCCUUUAGACCUUGCAGUUCUCAGAGUGUGUGAAGAGUUAAAUUCUCCACAUGUGCUGUGGUUGAUGAGUGUCUGUCUGUCUGUCUGUGCACCCACCAAGUGCAGGUGCCCAUGAGAACCGCUGUUCCCCCCCUGCUCUCAAAGCCCCAUUACCCAGAGUAUGUGGAUGCAAACAAACAGCCCCAACACACACGUUGUGUGUCUUACAGGAAUUUCCUUACAUUACUUCAAAUACCACUGUCUUUUAUAGCCGAAUGGCUGGAGUUACUAGAGAGAGGGAAGAGUUAAGUGUUGCCUAUUACUUGGUGUAGUGCUUUACAGUAGAAGUCAAGUAGCCAAGUGUGGCUGAGGGACAAAGCUUAAUUCCUUGUGCGAGCCCUCUCCCUCUGCAGCAGAAGGGGAAGCAGGCUGGUGUGGCUCCCUUCAGCUCUCAGCAUCUUAAGCAAGGAGCCUCUGCAGCCAGGGCCUGCUCUGAUCUCCUGCUGGCGAACUGCUGCCUGCAGUGGAAGUGCCUGGGAAUGCUGCUCCCACCGAGCUGGUGACAGCUGCACGGUGCACAAGUGCAGUCUGUGGCUGAGCCCACAGGCUCAGAACCACUGUGUCCCCUUGCAGUCACACAGGUGCUGCCUCAAGGGAAGCCAAUUACACAUGUCUCACACAGCAGCUGAACACUGAAGAUACCUGAAAAGGGCUUUGAACCAGCUGAGAGCUUGUGGGCGAAGGAUCUUUCACUGACUCUUAGUGCUGGGCCACCUCUGAGGGGAACUGAGGCGAGGCUGUUUGCCCUUAGUGAAGCUCAGAGAGAUGUGGGGCUGGCAGGCCUGGCACAAAGUGGAGUUGCCUCACAUCUGGCUAGACCUGCCCCAUGCUGAGGAACCUGCCCCAAAGCAAAGCAGGGGCAGACCGGUGCCUCAGAGGACUGCUGCAAGAAACCCUCAGGCUAUGAGGGGUAACUAUGUAACUAUGGCAGAGUGGGAUCAAAGAGGUAAAUUAUUCUUGGCUCCCUCCACUAAAGUGAUUGUGCAAGCCCAGGACUAUUUCUUAACAAAUAUACUUUGUGAUCUGAAAUAAUUUGACACAG
This is a messenger RNA of Hirundo rustica (Barn swallow), 6014 nucleotides long. RefSeq names its product unc-51 like kinase 4 (gene ULK4). Lineage: Eukaryota; Metazoa; Chordata; Aves; Passeriformes; Hirundinidae. Gene Ontology annotation, biological process: protein phosphorylation. The record is from RefSeq and is a predicted model, not a curated record. The transcript is spliced from 37 exons. Bases 361 to 4218 code for a protein of 1285 amino acids. Gene Ontology annotation, molecular function: ATP binding; protein kinase activity.